UUCUCGACGAUCACAAUACAAAUUGUAGAUCGUUAUUUGUAUAAGAUUCACGCCAUAAUUGUCUUCCAUUUUUCUCCCAUGGCGAUCCAUCGAUGUCGUGUACCUUUCCUUUUGUUCUCCCUUUUCGUUCGUUUUGUUUGUGCCGAGAUUCGAUUAACGGAAAUCCAACAAGAUGACCGUCCCAUAAUCCCUUUCGACGAGUUCGGGUUCACCCACACCGGCCACCUCGAACUCAACGUCACCGGCAUCCAGCUCUCGAACCUGAACCCGGAUCUCGACAUGACCAAAGUCGGGUUCUUCCUCUGCACCCGCGACGCGUGGAUGCAAGUGCUUUUACAACUCGAAGAUGGGUAUAUCAAUUGCGCUCUGGAUUCCGAUUUCGUUAAACUCGUCUUCGAAUUCAAGUCUCUCAAAGGGAAAUCCAGUUUCAACACCGUUUACCAAGAGAACAACGCCGAUCAAUACACGCUCGUAUUCGCCAACUGCCUUAACCAUGUCAAAGUGUCGAUGAACGUCCGAUCGGAGAUGUACAAUCUCGACGGCAAGGAAAACCGGCGCGAUUAUCUCUCCUCUGGAAAAACAAUCCUCCCCAGGGUUUACUUCCUCUUCGCCCUCAUUUAUUUCAUCCUGGCGGGGAUUUGGGGUUACGUGCUUUACAUAAAACGACUCACCGUUUUCAGGAUCCAUUUCUUCAUGCUGGCCGUCGUCAUUUUAAAAGCAGUAAACUUGUUAUGUGAAGCUGAGGAUAAGUCCUACAUUAAACGAACAGGAAGUGCUCAUGGUUGGGACGUUUUGUUUUACAUAUUCAGUUUCUUGAAAGGGGUGAUGCUCUUCACGUUGAUCGUGUUGAUCGGUACUGGGUGGUCGUUUUUGAAACCAUACUUGCAGGACAAAGAAAAGAAGGUCUUGAUGAUCGUGAUUCCACUCCAGGUCGUUGCUAAUGUUGCCCAGAUCGUCAUCGAUGAAACUGGACCCUUCGGCCACGAUUGGAUGGUGUGGAAACAGGUGUUUUUGCUCGUCGAUGUUGUUUGUUGUUGCGCGGUGUUGUUCCCCAUUGUUUGGUCAAUUAAGAACUUACGGCAGGCAGCAAAGACUGACGGGAAAGCUGCUGUGAAUUUGAUGAAGCUGACUCUGUUCAGGCAGUAUUACAUCGUUGUUAUCUGUUAUAUUUACUUUACUCGAGUUGUGGUUUAUGCAUUGGUGACCAUUACUUCGUACAAGUACCUGUGGACCAGUGUGGUGGCCGGAGAAUUGGCUACGCUUGUGUUUUAUGUUUUUACUGGGUACAAGUUCAAACCAGAGCCACAUAACCCAUAUUUCGUGAUUGAUGACGAGGAAGAAGAGGCUGCAGCAGAGCAGUUGAAGCUUGAAGAUGAAUUUGAACUGUGAUACCAUUCAUUGACAAUAUAUACAUAUAUAUAAAUAUGGAGAAUGAUUGAAGAAAAUGGUGCAGGGGAU
Molecule: messenger RNA, 1458 nt
Organism: Hibiscus syriacus
Lineage: Eukaryota; Viridiplantae; Streptophyta; Magnoliopsida; Malvales; Malvaceae
Product: protein CANDIDATE G-PROTEIN COUPLED RECEPTOR 7-like
Exons: 1
Coding region: 79-1389 (436 amino acids)
Biological process (GO): transport
Cellular component (GO): membrane; Golgi apparatus
Source: RefSeq, a predicted model, not a curated record